Molecule: messenger RNA, 1196 nt
Organism: Sceloporus undulatus (fence lizard)
Lineage: Eukaryota; Metazoa; Chordata; Lepidosauria; Squamata; Phrynosomatidae
Gene: MTERF4
Product: mitochondrial transcription termination factor 4
Exons: 4
Coding region: 88-1173 (361 amino acids)
Biological process (GO): regulation of DNA-templated transcription
Molecular function (GO): double-stranded DNA binding
Source: RefSeq, a predicted model, not a curated record
GCAGUGGCUGGAGCGCUUUCCUCUCUCCCUCUGCUUCCGUCGCCACCGCCGCCAUUUUUCUCUCGGGCGGAAGUGGGGUCUCUCAGGAUGGCACUGGGGCGAGGAGAGUUAGGGCAGAUUUUAAAGAAGAGUUGCCUUCCUGCGGUCUGUCAUUAUGUCCAGUCAUCUCUAAAAGCAGCGCAUGUUGAGUUUCUGUGCUCUUUUCAGUCCUUGGGAUUCUACAGACUGACUAGGGCCAACUCUACUGAACAAAGCGAAGCAAGCUUUCCCCUUCAUAGCUCCAAAGCAGACAGCAGCAAAGGCUCCGAGAAGCCCCUGAAAACUCCCACUAUUUCUCCUGUGGAUCAUGAGAGAUCAGCUGAUCUGGAUUGCUCCAAGCUAGGGAAAGUAGCAGAUUCAUUCUUGGACAUGGGUCUCAGUCCUGCUCAGGUAACCCACUUGUUCAGCUUGCAGCCCAAACUGCCACCGCAACCCAGAUUGACGGUAGUUUCAGAGCUGCUCCUCCUGGGUUUAAGCACUGAAGCCACACUGAGCGCCCUACAGAAGAACCCUGAAUUGCUAAGAAUGCCAGCAAAACAUCUGAGGGACCGUGCAAAUCUUUUGAGGAGGCUUGGCUUUCAGGAAGGUGGGCUCAACCACGUGGCACUCUGUUUUCCAAGUAUCUUCUCAUUGCCUCAAAAAAGGAUUGAAGCUCUAGAACGUCUCCUCAGAGAAAAAUGCCUCUUCACAGUGGACCAAGUGUCAACAAUUCUGCAGACAUGCCCAAAUAUGCUGCUAGAGGAGCUAAAUGAUGUGGAAUACAAAUUCCAGUUUGCAUAUUUUCGGAUGGGAGUUAAACAUAGAGAAAUAGUGAAAUCUAGUUUCUUCCAAGCAAAGCUUACUGAAAUAAGGAACCGGUUCAUCUUCUUGGAGCGCUUGGGACUCUAUCAAACUCCUGACAAGAAAGGACAAACUCAGAUUGUCAAUCCCAAACUGAAAAACAUAAUCAGGGCUUCUGAAAAUGACUUUGUGACUAAAAUAGCCUACUCUACAAUUGAGGAAUAUGAGAUAUUUAAGAAAUUACUGGCCCGUGAAGAAGAGCAGAAGUGGGAAGAUGAAGAGGCAGUGAAAAAUGAACGAUCAGAUUUGGAGAAUGAGGAUGAAGGGUUUGAUAUGAAUCAGGACAUGAAAUAAAGAUUCUUGUGUGUUCUAUUAUA